Messenger RNA from Solanum verrucosum, 1029 nucleotides. RefSeq lists its product as uncharacterized. Gene Ontology annotation, cellular component: membrane. The transcript has 6 exons. Gene Ontology annotation, biological process: protein retention in ER lumen. The record is from RefSeq and is a predicted model, not a curated record. Gene Ontology annotation, molecular function: ER lumen protein retrieval receptor activity. NCBI's taxonomy places the organism in Eukaryota, Viridiplantae, Streptophyta, Magnoliopsida, Solanales, Solanaceae. Bases 41 to 865 code for a protein of 274 amino acids.
CAUAGGAAAAAAAAAAAAAAAAAACUCCGGCGGUCGGAAAAUGGGUCAGAAAGGGUAUCAAUCGCCGGCGAAGAAAGUGUUGUCAUGGAUUCGGAAAAAAUCGAAAAAAGUGAAAAUCUUUUUGGGUUUAAUCACAGCAAUCAGUCUAUUGGUGACUCUUAAGUUAGUUGUUCAUGAUCACAACCUCUUCUUUGUUAUAGCUGAAGCUAUUCAUUUGAUUGGACUUUUGGUUUUGAUUUACAAAUUGACAACACUCAAGACUUGCUCUGGUCUUUCAUUGAAGACUCAAGUGCUUACAGCUAUAUUUUUGGCCGUAAGAUUAUACUGUAGUUUCAUCAUGGAAGCAGAUAUCCACACUGUGCUAGAUUUUAUCACCCUUGUGGCAACAGUGUGGGUCAUUUAUAUGAUGAAGUUCAAGCUGAAGGCAUCCUACAUGGCAGAACUGGAUAACAUGCCCUUAUACUAUCCGAUAGUUCCUGCCGCAGCUUUAGCCUUCUUUGUCCAUCCUACUACAAGCCAUAUUCUGAUAAACCGAAUGCUUUGGGCUUUUUGUGUAUAUCUGGAAUCCGUCUCAGUACUGCCUCAGCUUCGCUUGAUGCAGAAUGUUCAGAUAAUUGAGCCAUUUUCAGCUCAUUAUGUUUUCGCACUGGGCGUUGCAAGAUUCUUGGGUUGUGCUCAUUGGAUUAUUCAGGUUUAUGACACUGCUGGAGCAUAUAUUUACUUGGCUGGACGCGGUUAUUUCUGGAUACCUACAGUCUUUUUGGCAGAAAUGGUUCAAACGUUCAUCUUGGCGGAUUUCUGUUAUUAUUACGUAAAAAGUGUCAUGAGCGGCCAGUUGAUCGUUCGCCUGCCAACGCCGGUGUGAUACACUAAGAGACUGUAACAUUUUGUUAAUUCUUAAGUUAUUAUGUGGAAUUUCUCCAUCCUUUUUCUUUGACAAAGAAGCAAAAGUUUUUGUUGUGGAUAUUGGAUAGAGACCGUGACUAGAACAAACUCCAUUUUGAAGAAUUUGCAGAACUUUGCCCUUUU